ACGCGGCGCUCGCGCUCGCUGCUUAAAUGAGCCUGGGCUCCCCGCGCCCGCCACUUCAGUGGAGACCGUGCCGCGGCUGCGGGUGGAGCGGCCGUAUUGUCCCGCGCCACGCGUUAGCGCUCCUCUGCUCCCAGGCGGUCGAUGGGACGGAGCGCCGCGGAGCAGGAGGCAGUGCCCGUCGGGGGGCUCGGGCAGUGCGGGAGCCCUCCAGGGGACUCGGGCAUGCCGGGCCGCAGGACCUGAGCCGUGCUCAGCGGAGAGGCAGCCCUGUGACCGACGAUGGGGACAGAGUGGGGCUGCCAUCGCGCCGGGCCGUGAGUCGCKCGCCUCCGCCUCCGCCUCGGCCCACUCAGCCCCUCGAGAAGCGCCUGGCCGCUCGUGAACAUGGCCCUGGAGCAGCUCUGCUCGGUCCUCAAAGUGUUAUUGAUAACAAUACUUGUAGUGGAAGGGAUCGCUGUGGCCCAAAAGACCCAAGAUGGACAAAAUAUUGGAAUCAAACACAUUCCUGUAACCCAGUGUGGCAUUUGGAUUCGAACCAGUAAUGGAGGUCAUUUUGCUUCACCAAAUUAUCCUGAGUCAUAUCCACCAAACAAGGAGUGUAUCUACAUUUUGGAAGCUGCUCCACGUCAAAGAAUAGAGUUGACCUUUGAUGAACAUUAUUAUAUAGAGCCAUCAUUUGAAUGUCGGUUUGAUCACUUGGAAGUUCGAGAUGGGCCAUUUGGUUUCUCUCCUCUUAUAGAUCGUUACUGUGGCAUGAAAAGCCCUCCAUUAAUCAGGUCAACAGGGAGAUUCAUGUGGAUUAAGUUUAGUUCUGAUGAAGAACUUGAAGGACUGGGAUUUCGUGCAAAAUACUCAUUUAUUCCAGAUCCAGACUUUACUUACCUAGGAGGUAUUUUAAAUCCCAUCCCAGAUUGCCAGUUCGAGCUCUCAGGAGCAGAUGGAAUAGUACGUUCUAGUCAGGUAGAACAAGAAGAGAAAACAAAACCUGGCCAAGCAGUUGAUUGCAUAUGGACAAUUAAAGCUACUCCAAAAGCUAAGAUUUAUUUGCGGUUCCUAGAUUAUCAAAUGGAGCACUCAAAUGAAUGCAAGAGAAACUUUGUUGCAGUGUACGAUGGAAGCAGUGCUAUUGAAAAUCUGAAGGCCAAGUUUUGCAGCACUGUGGCCAAUGAUGUAAUGCUUAAAACAGGAGUUGGAGUGAUAAGAAUGUGGGCAGAUGAAGGUAGUCGGCUUAGCAGAUUUAGAAUGCUGUUUACUUCCUUUGUGGAACCUCCCUGUACAGGCAGCACUUUCUUUUGCCAUAGCAACAUGUGCAUCAAUAAUUCUUUAGUCUGUAAUGGUGUUCAAAACUGUGCAUACCCUUGGGAUGAAAAUCAUUGUAAAGAAAAGAAAAAAGCUGGACUAUUUGAACAGAUCACUAAAACUCAUGGGACAAUUAUUGGCAUUACAUCAGGAAUUGUCUUGGUUCUUCUCAUUAUUUCUAUUUUAGUACAAGUGAAACAGCCCCGAAAAAAGGUCAUGGCUUGUAAAACUGCUUUUAAUAAAACUGGGUUCCAAGAAGUGUUUGAUCCUCCUCAUUAUGAACUAUUUUCACUAAGGGACAAAGAGAUUUCUGCAGACCUGGCAGACUUGUCAGAAGAAUUGGACAACUACCAGAAGAUGCGGCGCUCCUCCACUGCCUCCCGGUGCAUUCAUGACCAUCACUGUGGAUCGCAAGCAUCCAGUGUCAAACAAAGCAGGACCAACCUCAGUUCCAUGGAACUUCCUUUCCGAAAUGAUUUUGCACAACCACAGCCAAUGAAAACGUUUAAUAGCACCUUCAAAAAAAGUAGUUACACUUUCAAACAGGCACAUGAGUGCCCUGAACAGGCCCUAGAAGACAGAGUAAUGGAGGAGAUUCCUUGUGAAAUUUAUGUCAGGGGGCGAGAAGAUUCUGCACAAGCAUCCAUAUCCAUCGACUUUUAAUCUUCUACUAAAGGUGAUAUUAAUUAUUAAGUAUGUAUGUAUGCAACCUACAGAGCAGCCAUUCUGAUUUCAGUAACCAACUCUAUUUUCCUGUCAAACUAGGAAGACCUUCAUUUGCCAUUUCCCUAUCACAUUGAUGACAUUUUUAUCAUCUCAGGCAGUCUCUAUGUUAAGCCAAACAAAGGAACUUAAUACAUUUGGUAGAAAAAAAAAUAAUCAUCAUAUGUUGCUUGAUGUCAUAUAAACAAAAUCAUCACCAGUUACAUAGCAAGUGAAGAGGGGCAUUGGUGGUGUUGGGCUGCCUGUUAGUUUUAGCAUCAGAAAUACUGCUCUUGACUGAUAAAGCUCUGCCAAUAUUUUGAACCCAUAAUAAACUUAA
Molecule: messenger RNA, 2341 nt
Organism: Urocitellus parryii (Arctic ground squirrel)
Lineage: Eukaryota; Metazoa; Chordata; Mammalia; Rodentia; Sciuridae
Source: RefSeq, a predicted model, not a curated record